Molecule: messenger RNA, 4664 nt
Organism: Danio aesculapii
Lineage: Eukaryota; Metazoa; Chordata; Actinopteri; Cypriniformes; Danionidae
Gene: rnf146
Product: ring finger protein 146
Exons: 2
Coding region: 193-1293 (366 amino acids)
Biological process (GO): Wnt signaling pathway; ubiquitin-dependent protein catabolic process
Cellular component (GO): cytoplasm; nucleus
Molecular function (GO): poly-ADP-D-ribose binding; zinc ion binding; ubiquitin protein ligase activity
Source: RefSeq, a predicted model, not a curated record
CACACUUCAGCCGUCUUAUUAUCACAGAGGAGCCGUGAAAACAUUAUUGUGUUCGUCUGUGUCGAGCGAAUUCUGCUAUUACUGAUCAUUUCACAUCAACAUACGAACAAUGAUCGAUCAUCCGGUGACUAGCAGAUGAGCCAGAUCUAAUCGUCGCUUAAAGAAAGGCGAAAUUUCGGCUAUAUUGUCAGUAUGGCUAGCUGUGGUGAGGUUAACCUAACCGUGGACUCCUUGACUUCAGGCAAGAAGGUGAGUGGAGAGGCCGUGCCUGAGGGAAGUGGGUCUCCUUCAUCUCCUUCGCUGCCCGUUCCGGAGUGUCCAAUAUGCCUGCAGAGCUGUGUCCAUCCCGUCCGCCUACCGUGCCGCCACAUUUUCUGUUUCCUCUGUGUAAAAGGCGCUUCCUGGCACAGUAAACGAUGUGCCCUAUGUAGACGUGAAGUCCCUGAAGACUUUCUGGAGCGUCCGACUUUGCUUUCGCCUGAAGAGCUGAAAGCCUCAGCGACAGGUGGAUGCGGGACGGGGAGCGGCGGUCAUGCUUGGUACUAUGAGGGGCGUAACGGAUGGUGGCAGUAUGACGAGCGGACUAGCCGAGAGCUGGAAGAUGCGUUCAGCAAAGGCAAGAAGAGCGCCGAGAUGCUAAUCGCCGGUUUCUUGUACGUAGCCGACUUGGAGAACAUGGUGCAGUACAGGAGGAACGAACACGGAAGGAGGAGGAGGAUGAAGAGAGAUGUUGUGGAUAUCCCUAAAAAAGGCGUGGCGGGAUUAAGACUCGAUCCAGAUCCUAAUGCGUCAGCCGGAGCAGUUCCAGCGCCAACGCCAGCAGUUGUGGACGUAAGUGUAGAUGGAGCUGCGGCUGAGCGAGAGAGUUCAGCUGAUGGAGCGGACACUGGGGUCAGCGGAGGACGUCCGCAAGGCACUUUUGUUCCUGCUCCAGUAAGACCGCCAACUAUUUUGGGUGGCCACUUAACCAGUCCUGCAUCCUCCAGUGACAUUCAGCUCGUACAAACUCUCGCCCAACUCGACAUCAGCCCCACUGAGCAAGAACCAGAAGAGGAAGACGCAGAUGAUGAAGACGACUCUGCUGCUCCCGAUGCCUCUGGAUAUGAUUCUGAAUCUGGAAUGAGUGAUGAUGAUGAGCAAGUUGAGGAUGAAGAUGAAGAUGAGCACACAGACGGGUCGCAGGGUAGGCAUAGACUGCAGCAGUUAGACAGACCGCCCCCUGGUGGAGGACCAGCGAAUAGCGGAGAUCGGUCUGGGUGCCCGGAUGGUCAGUGCACCGUUACGAAGGUCUGACCAGCAGCACAAAUAAAGGACUCCUACCCAACUACCACAAGCGCUGGGUAUUUCUGAAAUGCAAAAAGAUACCAUUUAAAAUCAGAGAAAGACGGUCUUGAAUGAGGGCGGAUGGUUGUAGUGUAAGAAUAGUGCUUGACUUUCGCUUUCAGUCUUAGAGGACUGCACCAGGGCUGUACUCUUAAAUGGAAGAUACAGGCAAAACUACAAUAAAGCUUGCUUUUUUAUAUCAUAACUUCGAACAGUGUUUCUCAACCACGUUCCUGGAGGAUCACCAGCACUGCAUGUCUCUUUUGUCUGUCACACCCAUUACAACAUCUUUUACAGCAUGUCUCAAACUCAAUUGCUGAAGGGCCACAGCUCUUCAGUUUUGCUCCAACCCUGAUCAAACAGAGCUGAUCCAACUCAUAAAGGUGUUCAUGACUUAUUUGAGCAACUCGAUUAUUUGGAUCAGUUUGAUAGGGCUGGAGCAAAACUGUGCAGAGCUGCGGCCCUCCAGGAAUUGAGAUCGAGACCUAUGCAUUACAGGUCUUUCAGUCUCUGCUAAUGAGCUGAUGAUCUGAAUCAGGUGUGUUUGGUUAAGGAAACAUGGAAAAUGUGUAAAGCUGGUGGUCCUCCAGGAACGUGGUUGAGAAACACUGACUUAGAAUGAUGUGAGUCAGUCCAACCGUUACAUUUUUAUUUUGAUUUAUUUUAAUGAACCGUUAAUUUCACAUUUCUGUGUAACAUUUAAACCGAGAGUUUACCCAAAACUGAAAAUCCCGUCAUCAGCUAUCCAUCCUUCAGAAAACCAGAAGUUUUUAGUUUUUUUUUCUGUUGAAUGCUAAAAAAGAUAUUUUGAAGAAUGCUGAAAGCCUGUAGCCAUUGACAUCUACAGUAGGAAAAACAAAUACUAUGAAAGUCAAUAGUUACAGGUUUCCAAUAUUCUUCAAAAUAUCCUCUUUUGUGCAAGAUGUAUUGAAGAACAAACAGAACAAAAAAACAACCUCAAACUGAUUUAGAACAAUUUGAGGAUGAGUAAAUUAUGACAGAAUUAUUAUUUUUGGAUGUACUAUCCCUUUAAGAGUUCUGCAUUUUCAUAACAGUUAAGAACAUUAAGUUCACACUUCACUGAAAUUCUCAUCCUAAUCCAGUGGUCUCAAACUCAAUUCCUGGCGGGCCGCAGCUCUGUGCAGUUUAGCUUUAACCACCUCUAACUCACACCUACUUAAUAGUCUCUAGUUGUCUUGAACACCUUGAUUAUUUGGAUCAGCUGUGUUUGAUUGGGGUUGGAGCAAAACUGAGCAGCGCAGCAGCUCUUCAAGAAUUGAGACCUAUGCAUUACAGGUCUUUCAGUCUCUGCUAAUGAGCUGAUGAUCUGAUUCAGGUGUGUUUGGUUAAGGAAACAUCGAAAAUGUGUACGCUGGUGGUCCUCCAGGAACGUGGUUGAGAAACACUGUCUUAAAAUAAUGUGAAUCAGUCCGACCAUUACAUUUUCAUUUGGAUUUGUUUUAAAGUACCAUAAAUUACACAUUUCUGUGUCAACAUUGAACAGAGAGUUCACCCAAAACUGAAAAUCCUGUCAUCAAUUACUCAUCCUUUACAAAACCGGAAGUUUUAAGUUGUUGUUUUUUUCUGUUGAAUGCUAAAUAAGAUAUUUUGAAGAAUGCUGAAAACCUGUGGCCAUUGACAUCCACAGUAGGAAAAACCAAUACUAUGAAAGUCAAUGGUUACAGGUUUUCAGCAUUCUACAAAAUAUCCUCUUUUGUGCAAGAUAUAUUAAAAAACAAACAAACAAAAACAACCUCAAACUGAUUUAGAACAACUGGAGGAUGAGUAAAUUAUGACACAAUGAACAUUUUUGGGUGUACUAUCCCUCUAAGAGUUUAGCACAGGGGUGUCCUGCUUAAUUUAGCUCCAACUUCCUUCAGCACACCUACCUGAAAGUUUCUAGAACACCUAGAAAGAGCUUGAUUAGCUGGUUCAGGUGUGUCUAAUUGGGGUUGGAACUCAAAUAUGCAGGACGCCGACCCUCCAGGACCGAUUUUGGGCAUCCCUGGUUUAGCAUUUUCAUAACAGUUAAGCACAAUAUUAAGUUCACACUUUUCUGCGAUUCUCAUUAUCCUAAUCCGUUUAUUAGUCAUUAUUUUCAGUACUGGAUUUCUUUCUGCUCGUAUAGCUGUAAUGCAUUUUGUUCGUAAAAAUAGUAUUUAUUUUUGUUCUUAAUUCUUAAAUGUGAAUAAUUAUGCAUAAUUUCACAAUGCAGAAAAUCGUAACUAUCCUAAAUGCAGGUUAUAUUUGUGUUUAAUGUAUAUUCUCUUUUGAUUUUGAGGCAAAAUAUGAACAUUCUCUACACGUUUUCAUUUUCACAGUGUUCAUGACCACUAUCCAGUGAUUAUGAGGUCAUUAAGUAUGCAAAUUUAGAUAUAAUGAAGUUUGAAGAAUAUCCCACAUUGGUUUUUAACCGAAAAGAUUCUUCCAUGGCUUUAGAAAAUGACUACUACAUGUUUUUUUUUGGCUAUAAAAUAAAAUAACUUUUUUUUGUGACCUCACUUUCAAGUGUAAUAGUUAAGUAUUGCACAGUUAUGCUGUAAAUGGAAAUUUUCUGGCUUUUUAAUUCAUCAGUCAGCACAUUAAAGCAAAUGUCGGAAUUUGUAAUGCACCACCUGGUGUGCAGGCUUAUAAUCUGCAACAGGUGACAAGUUUUGGGGAAAGGGCGAGCAGUAGUAGAUGCAAUACCAGCAUAAUUCCAAACGCAAAACCUAACGAGAAAUAAGUUUAUUGUAGUUUUGCCAAGGACUCCUCUUUAACAUGCUCUAGUCAUAAGAAAAUCUUCAGUCAUCUUGCAUUUAAUACUUUAAAGUGUUUCAUAAUGUGAGGUUUAAAACUCUUUAACUGCGCGUGUGUGUGUGUGUGUGUGUGUGUGUGUGUGUGUGUGUGUGUAUUUUGCGUUUUAUUUUUUAGCGACUUGUCUUUAUUCGUCUGUCUCAUCUUGGUGUGCUUUAUCUGUUUCAUGGAUUUGCAUGUGUUGCUGUGAGGAGCCCUGGACUACAAUGCAUUGAACUCUGGGAAAGACGAGUUCUAUCAGAUGGUGUAAUUUGUAGUUGUAAGUAGUCCUCAGACUGCAGCACACUAAUCGAGUGAGUGGAUUUCAGCCGUAGCUGAACCGAAGUUUUUUUUUUUUUUUUGCAAUUUUUAAUGUUCUUAUUUUCAACCUAAUUCUCACCUCCAUUUGUUCAGGUCCUUUGUUGUCAACAAAACGCGAAAUGCAAACUAAAAUUAAAUUUAACUUCUUCUUUUUUUGGUGUAUUUUUGUUUGUUUUAACUGUGUUGUUUUGUUACUGGGUUUAUCUGAGAAAUAAAGUGUUGUCUGUUUCCUGUCUGAGAUUAAA